AUGGCAGCGGCCGCCGAAACUUCAUCAUCCAAUUCCUUACCCAUUCCGGGCCCGAAUCCCCCCGGCGGCCGACGACACUUCGUGUUGGUCCACGAAGCUUGCUUCGGGGCGUGGUCGUGGUACAAGAUGUUGCCGCUGCUCGCCUCCACCGGCCACAACGUCACCGCCAUCGACCUGGCUGCUUCCAGCAUCGACCCGUAA
Messenger RNA from Linum trigynum, 201 nucleotides. Lineage: Eukaryota; Viridiplantae; Streptophyta; Magnoliopsida; Malpighiales; Linaceae. The record is from the annotation of a GenBank genome assembly.